AUGCCUUCGCCGGCAAAGAAGCGGUUUCGUGAAGACAGCGAGGAUGAGCCGUCUUUUAGAGCCGAUAAAAGUAUGGAUUGUGAGGAUGAUCCUGACGAUUAUGAAGACACUGACGAAUUAUGCCACGGAAAAGAGGAUCUGAUUCAACCUCGUGUUAUGCUCGAGCAUGUUGAGAAUCCACUUCAAUCUCAUCUCUUUUCUAGGAAUGUAAACGAAUACCUUGGUCGCCCUGAGAGUGUAUUGAUGCACCCUGAUUUUCCCGUGAAACCGCCUUCAUUGACAACCUAUUAUAGCAAAAAAUUUGGUUGCACGGCAGCUUUUGGGAAGGUGAAGGAGGUGACAGACCGCAUGAAGGAAGAUCAGAUUGGCAAGCAGGAGUGCGAGCGAGAACUAGGCGAGCUUGAGAAGGCUUUCCUUAAAAAGAUGGAAGAGUUUCUUUCUAACCAUCGUGAUGUUUUGCUACCGAAGCAAACAGAGUUCGUUGAGCACAAGAUUAAGCUGAUGCGAAAAAAGGUAUUUCCAUCCCAACGGAAUUCGAAAGUGAAAAGCAACAAACCGCCUAACGGUUCUCACGUGAUGCAGGAAAAAACGGCUUUUGAUCUCUUUUGUUCGACGAAGAUGGAUAAAUACGUUGACCGGCCUGCUGAAGUUCGACUAAAGAAACUGCGAAGGAAAUUUGACAAGCUUCCUGAUGACAAGAAAGAGAUAUUCGAGAAACUUGCUCAAAUCAGAUGA
This is a messenger RNA of Angiostrongylus costaricensis, 735 nucleotides long. The record is from the annotation of a GenBank genome assembly. Lineage: Eukaryota; Metazoa; Nematoda; Chromadorea; Rhabditida; Metastrongylidae.